AUGUCCCUGUACUCGCAACCCCAUCCCGGUCAACACUACAUGUAUGUCUCGGCGCCACCACCACCACCCCACCACAUGAUGAUACCAUAUUCGCCACUCGCCGCCUUACCCUCCGGUUCUUUCCCUUCCUACCCCAACCCCCACAGCCCGCACCCACACCCCUCCACCCAUCCCAAUCCCGCCUAUAGCGCCCGUACCCUCGCACCAGCACCCAUGCCCCUAUCCAAUCUCCCAAGCUACCCUAGCCCCUACGGCCCGCAGAGCCCGGCGGGUAGGAGACCGCAAACGGGUGGGGCGGAGAGGAAUGGGCCACCGACGUUGGCGCCGGCGCCACCGCAGCAGGGACAGCAACAGCAACAGCAUCAGCAACAACCGCAGCAUUUUAGUCCGUAUGCGCCUGUUGGAGCCGGGGCGGGGGCGGAUCGGCAGUUCAAGGUCAUGGUUCCUGGGGAGAGGAGGGAGAGUCGUUAG
Molecule: messenger RNA, 471 nt
Organism: Plenodomus lingam JN3
Lineage: Eukaryota; Fungi; Ascomycota; Dothideomycetes; Pleosporales; Leptosphaeriaceae
Source: RefSeq, a predicted model, not a curated record